UUUACAUAAAGUUUGAUAGGAAGUUAUAGCUAAGUCAAAAUGAUAUUUUGGAUGUCGUGUUUGUUAUACAUUAUCUCGCCGAUAGAGACGGCGAAGAUCUUGGCAAUUGUUCCAAUACCAUCUUAUAGUCACCAAGUUGCUUAUCGAGCAUUAUGGACCAGUCUGAGUCGACGAGGGCACGAAGUAGUGCUUAUAACAACAGAUCCGAUCAAUGAUCCUAGUUUGACAAAUUUGACAGAAAUUGACGUCCAUUUUACGUACAAGAUUAAAAAAAUGGACUUUGUUAAAACAAUGGACCUCUCCUUUAUGAAUGUGCUAUAUACACAAGCAUGGCCUGCAUGUCUCGAAAUAUCAGAAAUGGUUUAUAAGCAUCCGGAAGUACGUAAGAUGUAUAUAUCGGGGAGCAAUAGAGAAUUCGACGUAGUAAUUGCAGAAACUAUAAAGACACCUAGCUUUUACGCUUUGGCGUACAGAUUUAAUGCACCUCUUAUAGGUGUGACAUCAUUAGGAUUAUAUAAUAAUAAUUACUAUUUAUUUGGUGCACCUGUUCUGCCAUCACAUCCUUCUACUUGGGAAAUGGAACAUGAUACUGGUUUUUCUCUUUCAUUAUGGCAAAGGAUAAGAAAUUUUAUUCGUCAGUGGUAUCACAUAUAUUGCGUACUUUAUCAUUAUUAUCCUAAGCAUCAGGCAAUAGCUGAAAAAUAUCUUGGAAAUGAUAUCCCGGACAUAAGUGAUAUGGAAAGAAAUAUAAGUAUUGUUUUGGAAAAUCAGCAAGAAGUUCUCUCGUUUUCCAGGCCAAAAACACCUAAUGUUAUAUCAUUUGGAAAUCUUCAUAUUUCAAAAAAACUCAUGGCCUUACCAAAAAAUUUGACGGAAUUUAUAACAAAUGCGCCAAAUGGAUUCAUUUAUAUGAGUUUAGGUACAAAUGCCAUGAUGACAUCAUUUCCAAAAAACGUACAACAUAUAUUUCGUAAUGUAUUUGCAAAUAUGCCAUACAAAAUUUUGUGGAAAUAUGAAGGCGAAUUGACAAAUAAACCUGAUAAUGUUUAUAUCGCUAAAUGGUUUCCACAGCAGAGCGUUCUUGCCCAUCCAAACAUUAAAUUAUUUAUAUAUCAAGGUGGGCUUCAAAGCACAGAAGAAGCUAUUUAUUAUGCAGUACCACUCUUAGGAUUACCAAUAUAUUCUGAUCAUCACGCGCAACUUAAGCGAUUAGAAUUUCUUGGCAUUGGAAAACGUUUAAAUAUUAUGAAUAUAUCGGAAGAAUAUUUGAACGAGGCUAUAACACACAUAUUGACAAAUAAAAGAUUUAAAGAAAGAAUGCUCAAAGUUAAAGCGUUAAAUGAGGAUAAACCUUAUGAUCUUUUGGAACAUACGAUUUGGUGGAUUGAGUUCGUCAUUCGUCAUAAAGGAGCUUUUCAUCUUCAUACCAGUAUUGCCAAUGAUCCUUGGUAUAAGAAAUACGAUACGGAUAUUAUAGCAAUAUUAUCAAUUGUUAUAUUUAUGUCAUUCUUUUGUGGUAUAAUAAUUAUUUUUAAAUUGUUAAAAAUAAUAUUUGGUCUCAGAAAGAUGUCAGUAGUUAUGAAAAAAAAAAUUAAUUAAUGCUUGAAAUGCGUAAUCUAAUUAUAUACCAUU
This is a messenger RNA of Pogonomyrmex barbatus (red harvester ant), 1632 nucleotides long. RefSeq names its product UDP-glucosyltransferase 2-like. Lineage: Eukaryota; Metazoa; Arthropoda; Insecta; Hymenoptera; Formicidae. The record is from RefSeq and is a predicted model, not a curated record. Gene Ontology annotation, molecular function: UDP-glycosyltransferase activity.